CGAGUGUGUGACAGGCUGGUCUUCUCAUGGAUCUGCGGAGGUCCUCCUCGGCUGUGGAUGGGUGACUCGGGUCUCCUCCGGGAUGAGGAGCACAGCCCGGCCUCCGUCCGUCGCGCGCGUUACUGUGAGCGGCAGCGGUGAACGCUGAGUUGGCGAGUGAUGAUGAUGAUGAUGAUGAAGGUUAGUUUGAGCGCUCUUCUGCAGAGCUGUCUGAUGAUGAUGAUGGUGAUGGUGAUGAUGGUGAGAUGUGGCCAGCUUCACCUCAGAGACUCCGGCGACUGCGAGACACACACCAGACAAAGCGAGCUGAACUCGUUCCUGUGGACGAUCAAGCGAGAGCCGCCCUCGUUCUUCUACGGCACGAUCCACGUCCCGUACACGCGCGUGUGGGACUUCAUCCCGGAGAACUCCAAGCAGGCGUUCCAGCGGAGCGGCGUGGUGUUCUUCGAGCUGGACCUGACGGACCCGUCCACGGUGUCGGGCCUGAGCUCCUGCCAGCUGCUGCCGCCGGGCGAGAUCCUGCAGGACCUGAUCCCGGAUCAGCUGUACCGCCGGCUGAAGGCGCACCUGGAGUACGUGCGGGCUCAUGCUGCCCUCCUGGGUCACGCGGGCCAGCGGGGGCAGGGCCUGUACGCCGAGUACCUGUUCAACGCCAUCGCCGGCAACUGGGAGCGCAAGCGGCCCGUGUGGGUCAUGCUGAUGGUGAACGCGCUGACGGAGGCCGAGGUGAAGAGCCGAGGCGUGCCGGUGCUGGACCUGUACCUGGCGCAGGAGGCGCAGCGCAUGAGGAAGCGGACCGGCGCCGUGGAGGAGGUGGAGGAGCAGUGCCUUCCUCUCAACGGCCUCAGCUUCUCUCAGGUGAUCUUUGCUCUGAACCAGACGCUGCUGCAGCAGGAGAGUCUUCGGGCCGGGAGUCUGCAGGUUCCCUACACCACAGAGGACCUGAUCAAGCACUACAACUGUGGAGAUCUGAACUCCAUCAUCUUCAACCACGACUCCUCGCAGGUGCCGAACUUCAGGAACGUGUCUCUCCCGGCGAGUGAUCAGGAGACGGCGCAGGAGAUCGACAGAUACUUCCGUCAGGAGCUGAUCUACAAGCGUAACGAGAGGAUGGGGAGACGGGUUAAAGCACUGCUCCAGGAACAGCCUGACAGGAGCUUCUUCUUCGCCUUCGGAGCAGGUCAUUUUCUGGGAAACAACACAGUGAUUGACGUUCUACGGCGUGAAGGUUAUGAGGUGGAACACACACCGGCUGGACAGCCGCUCCCCAGGAGGUCCGGCUGGAGGCCAGGAGAGCUGGAGCCGGAGCCGUUCCUCCACGAGAGUCUCCAGGAGCACGAGGAGCUUCUGCUGGCCGAGAGGCUGGAGCUGAUGGAGACGGCGGAGCACAAGCUGAAGAAGAAGCGCAGGAACAAGCAGCGGAAGCAGAGCCGUCGCCAGUUCAACGACCUCUGGGUGCGACUGGAGGACAGUGUGACGGCCGAAGCUCCGCCCCCUCUCGUCCGCAUCAUCAAUGGUUACAUCACUGUGCAGACACACCCACAGGAGCACGGCAGAGCCAAUCACGACAGGACGUUCUCAGGCUCCUCCUCCUCGUGGACAAGCCCCGCCCUCGCGGCUCUGAGUGUUCAGAUUAUCAUACGCCUGCUUUUAUAAUAUCUGGAGUCACACACACUGAUCCUGAACCACUUCCUGGUUCAUUCGGGACAAAUGCAGAAAACUGAAAACUAAACACUUCAAUUUGUUUCUUCAUUUCCAGAAGAAUCAUUUCCAUGUAAAUAUCAGAUGUAUCAUAGAUGUAAUUUAGAGUUUUUAAUAAAGCAUUUUCUUUUUGUUUA
Rhinichthys klamathensis goyatoka is the source of this 1838-nucleotide messenger RNA. RefSeq names its product TraB domain containing 2A (gene trabd2a). Gene Ontology annotation, cellular component: membrane. Gene Ontology annotation, molecular function: metalloendopeptidase activity. The record is from RefSeq and is a predicted model, not a curated record. Gene Ontology annotation, biological process: negative regulation of Wnt signaling pathway. NCBI's taxonomy places the organism in Eukaryota, Metazoa, Chordata, Actinopteri, Cypriniformes, Leuciscidae.